Messenger RNA from Drosophila takahashii, 403 nucleotides. RefSeq lists its product as uncharacterized. NCBI's taxonomy places the organism in Eukaryota, Metazoa, Arthropoda, Insecta, Diptera, Drosophilidae. The record is from RefSeq and is a predicted model, not a curated record.
CGACUGACAUUCAGUCAACUGCAACCAGCGCUAAUCGAAACAAAAUGCAAACCAUUCUCCGCCUUCUGCUACUGUUCGGAUUAAUCUAUACCGCGAUCGGUGCAUCGGGUAUAUUUCAGAGUAUAAACAUAGGUGGCGGUGGAGAAGGAGGAACCAGAUCGACAGGUAGCAACGAUGACUGGAGCGAUAGUGUUCACAACUCUGAUGUCGAUAGGGCUCUGAAGCUACUGGAAACAUUGGAUAACAGUGGCAAUGAUAGAAACAAUUGGGGAAACGACGCCGUACAAGCAUCUGGAUUCGAUGCCGAUCGAGAUUUAGGUGGAGAUGAUUCGAAUGAGGAUGCCCGCGGAUUCCAAUUCAUAAACUUAGGUUAAGUGGCUGCCACGAGAAAAAAACGUACUUA